Verticillium nonalfalfae is the source of this 1482-nucleotide messenger RNA. RefSeq lists its product as uncharacterized. Gene Ontology annotation, cellular component: COP9 signalosome. The transcript has 2 exons. The coding region runs from base 1 to 1482 and encodes 493 amino acids. NCBI's taxonomy places the organism in Eukaryota, Fungi, Ascomycota, Sordariomycetes, Glomerellales, Plectosphaerellaceae. Gene Ontology annotation, biological process: ubiquitin-dependent protein catabolic process. The record is from RefSeq and is a predicted model, not a curated record.
AUGCAGGGCAUCAUGGUCACCACUGUCGAGUAUCUCCUGGCCUUCCCACCCGACGGGAACACGACGGACAAGGUGUACGACAAGGCAGCCAGGAACCAUGUCAAAGCCAUUACUGGAUUUCUUACCGAUCAAAGCUUUACUAUCAAGGCCACCUCCGGCGAGCUCUUCCAGAUCCUGGACCCCUCGAUCAACUCCAUCUCUUAUCUUGCGGCUCUUCACUCGAUCAGAAAAGCCAAUGACACCACGCGACCCCUGCACCGAGACAACCUCAGCACUUACGCGCUCCGAUUCCUUGAGAGUUUCGACGCACGUCAGAUCCGCUAUGCUGGAGAUCUGUUCUCGCAGCUUGUCAAUGACGUCUUGGCUGGCCAGUGGUUUCCUCGUUCUCAGGCUAUCGAGGCCGCUUCAAAUGCGAUCCUUCGACUUGAUCCUACCGGUCAAAUGUUGACUUCUCAUCAUGUCAACCUGGUCAUACUGGCCUACGAACACCAGGUCUUGGCCCCUAUACUGCCUGUUAUCGAGGAAUCGUAUGUCUUUGUUCCUGGUAUGGUCAACCAAGACGCCGCCGAAUAUCCUUGCGAUCGGAACGCUUCCCCGACACGGUACAUCACGCCCUCCAGUCAGCUCACGGGCACUCUGACAAGAGAAGCCAUCAUUAAGUACGACUACCUCUGUGGGCUGAUAUUCUGCUCGCUCAGGCGGUGGAAGAAAGCCUAUGCUGCCUUCAGCCGAAUCGUCGCGUUUCCCAGCCGCGACGGCGGCAUCCUCCCCACAAUGUGCGACGCACACAAGAAGUGGAUUCUCACCAGCCUGCUUGCCUUUGGCCAAGCACCAAAACUUCAGGCGUACAUCCACCCCGGCGCAGCCAAACAAUACCACACUUUGAGCAAGCCCUACGCGGACUUUGCUAGCCUCUUCUCGACUUACAACGUGUCCCAGCUCAUCAGCGAAGCUACCAAAGGAGCGGCAAUCUGGGAAGAGGAUGACAACAAUGAUCUUAUCAAGGAAGUCUUGAAAGGCUACCAGAAAUGGCAGGUUAUUGGGUUGUCUCAGAUCUACUGUAAACUGAGCAUUCGUGAGCUCAGAGAACAGACCAAGAGUGCUGAGACGGGACAGCUUCUGGCAACAGACCAAGAAGUAGAAGCUCUUGUCCAUGAUAUGAUCGCAACGGGCAUGCUCAAAGGGUCCCUCGAUACCGACACCAACGGCACAAGCUAUCUUGCCUUCCUCCCCGAUGGAGAGGUUCUCUCUGAGACUGAGUUUGCGCAAGAAAUCAAGAAGGCGGUCGACAAUCUCAAAGCCCUCGGCAGCAUCGUUGAGACGACUGAUUCACGCCUCAUGGCAUCUCGAGACUACGCUAGGCACAUUGCACGCGAGCAGAAGCGCCAAGAGAAGGAGGGGCACAUGGCCGACCAAGGCUUUGGCUUUGACCAAUCCAUUGAGGACGAGGACCUCAUGGUCGAUACCAUACAGCACGGUUAG